Nematostella vectensis (starlet sea anemone) is the source of this 7405-nucleotide messenger RNA. RefSeq lists its product as uncharacterized. The transcript is spliced from 46 exons. NCBI's taxonomy places the organism in Eukaryota, Metazoa, Cnidaria, Anthozoa, Actiniaria, Edwardsiidae. The coding region runs from base 351 to 6863 and encodes 2170 amino acids. The record is from RefSeq and is a predicted model, not a curated record. Gene Ontology annotation, molecular function: phosphatase binding.
GUGUGAAAGUGUUUGUAUUGUCCUGUGAUGACAGAUCAAACACAAAUAGACAAAAGACGCCAGUGGUGUUUUGUCGGAUAUGUUGGGAAGGACUGUUGUGUUGGGCCGCAUGGCUUUGUCUAAAGCAAUUUUAGCUCUGCUCUUAGCUUCUUUACCUGGAGCUUAAUAGCCUGGGGGAAAUCAUUGUGUGAAUUCAAAAUUACCCGGGCUCCCGACCUCAAUGAUCUCUCAACGAAAUCCAAGAAGCGUACGAGAUUUGAAUCCAAAAACAUGGCUUUCCAUGCCUCAAGGAUAAUAUGACCACAAGUUGAUGUGAAUAUACGUACGAAAGAAGAAAAAAUACUCUCUAAAUGGAUCGGUUUGAUGCAAAUACGCUUCGCGAUGGAGGAAACAAACCGUACUUUGAGAGAAGGUCCAUAACCCAUACAACCAUGGCAACCAGUGAUAAACGCAGGGAAAAGAGCACGGAUAGCAUAGUGGAUGAUUCGGAUAUGAUAGACAUCUCAUUUUAUGACUUGCCUCAAAUACAGAAGAAGCCAGUUGGAAGCAACUCUUACAUCAUGGUACCUGAUACCAUCCUAGCUGAUGCUUACAUCUCAACCUACAGAAACGAAAAUGGUGAUACAAGCAGGAUAUUUAAUGGUAACGGGACACAUAACAGCUCAGCCUCCUCAUUCAUUGGGAAGUACAACUCAAAGGCACACCAAGAUAGAAGUCACCAGCAAGCAAAUGGCUCUGUGUUAAGGGAAGGCACUAAGAGUGAUGGCCAUACCUCGCUUAGCACUGAUAUAUCAUAUAACAGUUUGUACAGUAAUGGUUUGAGAAGGCCCUUUAUAAUAAACAAUGAGGAGACGUUGAUGCAUUAUGCAACUGAGACCGAGUCCACAUGCUCGUCAGGAAUUGCUGCUGAUAUUGAAACCAGCCCUAAAAAUGAUUCUAAAUCACACUCCAAAUUGACCAAUGGAUCAAAAUACAUCAAUAAUCGUUCUUUUGCAAGUUUGAGCAGUAAAACACCAAUGAAAGCUAAACAUGUACAGAGCAAUGUCCCCUUGCUAGAUGAAAGAAGUCUAAUGAUGGGUAACAAUAGUAUUGGGAGUCAUGGCAAGCAGCAGUUCUCUACUCCAAGGUACACUACGCCUCCGACCCACAACACUAGUAUAUACUACAAUUAUUCUGAUACUAACUAUGGACAUCACCUGAGGGAUGCACAGCUCAUGUCAGUGCGUAAUGAAGCUCAGGUCGUCUUUGGAAACUUAUCCAAUAAUGCAGUGAAACCCAAGCAGAUAAACAAGCAAAGAAAUCAUGAAAAGCCACAUCAAGGGGUAGUGAGGAAUGGCAAGGGACAUCCCCUGUACAGGGACCUCAGCUUGAUGAACUCAUUCUCGGUGGACUCGUCCCGCCGUAUCUCGUCUGCAGUGUGGGCCAUGAAGCUCUUAGACGUGGACAACACCCCCAGUUCGCCCUCUUUCCAGCAGAUGCUACUCAAAGCACGCAUAUUCCGGCGUUGGCACCAGCGGGUCCGUCUACGCAGGCUUAUACGCAUGGAGAUUGACAGCAAAAUGAAUAGCGCUGUAACUUUCUGGCAGUACAGUACUCUAAGAUCACACUUCAAGGCAUGGCGAAGCUACCGUCAGCACCAGCAGUACGCCGCUGACCAGUUACAUCGCCGUCAUAUGCUGCAGACGGGCAUGCGCGGACUCCGUUUUGUGGUUCAGUUCAACACGCAACUCAGACAGGAUGCGUUCAUCCGACUCAAUGGCCGACUGAUGGCCAAGUAUUGGCUCAAGUGGCAGAACCAUUUGAAGCAAAGGAAGGCAGAGGCGCUUAAGACUGCAUUCAACCGAUGGAGGGUGUUCAAGCUAGAAGAAAACCGGGACAAGAUCUUGGAAGGCAUGGUAACGAGACACAUCUUGUCCAAGAACUACAGUAAAUGGAAGCAGCGAUACCACGUGGAGCAGAGUACUUCGGUAGCGGGUCUGCACUUCAAGAUCACCUUGUUGACAAAGUGUUGGCAUGGGUGGAGGGUGUAUGCUGCACAGGGCGUGGUCAAGUCGCGUCUGAAUGAGGUGGCUAGGGUGCACUUCGAGGAUAACGUCCAAGAGAGGCUCUUCCGACGCUGGGUGAAACAGACCAAAAAGUCUACGGCAGCUACCACGCUACUCAAGAGAAAGAUCGUUCUCAAGGCGUUUUAUUCCUGGCGAAACUGGACUGAGUAUGCCAAGGUUCUCCACCAGCGGUUCCAGUCUAUGUGCAAGGAGUACUACAACCGCGCCCUUGUCCGACAGACCUUCGUCAAGUGGAAGCACAAGCUGCUCGCCCGACAAGCGGAAAAGUUCCAUCGCGACGUUGUACAAAGGAGAGUUUAUCGUUUGUGGUUCCUGAGGCACCGAAGGAAAGUGAUCCAUCGACAUCUGUGCAAAGCAAUGGCGAAGAAGGGAAAAAAGCGGCGAUUCUUUAGAUUGUGGGCCGACGCGACGCGUAGUCAGCAAAAAAGAAGGGAGAUCCUGGUAACAACUCUACAGCGCAUGCUCCUCUCUAACACGAUGAACCGCUGGAAAAAGCACACGAACACCGUCAGAUCACUACGGGCUCGUCAUCAGUUCCUUACUAGCCUCCAGGAUACCCGUGCUGUCAGGAACGCCUUCUCAAAAUGGAUGUUUGCCAUGAAGGUCGUCAAUUUUACCAAAAUGGCGCGGGCCCGGUGGAGUGAUCGAUGUGUCAGGCGUGCCUGCGAACAGUGGAAGUUGAUGGUUAGAUGUCAGAGGCUUGAACGAGUCCUGAUAGAGAACAGGCCUCGCCAGGAGCUAUGGGUGAUGCGAGACGCUUUCGGGCGAUGGAUGAGGGCUCUGCAGGAGGCGACCGCGGUUAAGCAGCGGGCGCGGUCAGCGGCUGCUAUCCUUGCGCGUAACACGAAGCGUCGUAUCCUGCAGGGGUGGCGCGUCACCAACCAACAGGAUCAGAUCAUCUCCCCCAUGGUCAUGCGCAGACGACGCAAACACAUGGCAAGGGCGUUUGACGCGUGGCGUCUACAUAUCUAUCGACAAAAAUACAUAGUGGACCAACAAGUCCGCGCCAAGGAGAACCUGCUACUGCGGCACUUCAUGCACUGGAGAGGUCGUACUCGGUUGCGGUUGAAAGAACAAAACGCUGUUGAUAAACUACACUUCUCAAAUAUGCGCAGAGCGUUUGCUGCAUGGAGAGGUCACGUGCGUGAAUGUCGUCAUGAGCGACUGAGGGAGCGCGCGAUGCGCCUGCAGCUAAUGGGCGAGUACUACAAACGCUGGCUGGACCGGACGCAUGUCCGAAUAGAGGCCAAGGACAUACAACUCGGACAUCAGGCUCGUCACGUGGUUCUCACACGCUGGGCUUUUAAGGCUUGGCGCCAGUCAGCGACAGAGCAAAAAGAGCGUCUUGCGCAGACUGAGCAGCGGAUAGCCGCUGACCAUCGUCGGCUUGUUGUUACUAAAGCGUUUAGGGUCUGGCACCGAUUGCAUCAGGUUAACCGGAUUGUCAGAGGGCAAGAGGCGAGGCGGCGUGAGCAGCUCCUGCGGCACGUGUUCAACGCGUGGUCUCAGCACAUAAAGGACGAAGUCCAGAAACAGGUACGCUGCUUCACCACAGCCCUCUCACUCGACUCCUCCGUCGGCUCCUACCUCGGCUCCACUCUCCGCUCCACCCUAGGCUCCACCAUGGGAAGCUCGUCCGAUUUUCUGUCGUCGUCCGGAUAUGGGACAGCGGCUGGGGCUCGCAGAGGAUCGGGAUCUGUUUUCGCGAGUCCUCGACUUGCACAGAGAGAUGAUGAUGUCAUCUCUUUGCCCGGACGCAUGGACCUUGUGGAUGCGGUCCGAAUAGCCUCUCCCAUAACAGUCCUGCGAGAAGCCACCCACACCAAGUCCCCCCUGGCCAUGCAGUCCCCCCUCGCCGUCCAGUCCCCUGUGCACACCCCCAUUUCCCUGCCACACCCUAUAGCGAUGAACGGGUCAAGUGAAAGCUCCAGCCCGGAGCUCCAUCUGCAGCUGCCGAGUUUGGGUUCCGAUAAUGUGUUCACGCCAGUCAGGGUGGAACACACGCCCCCCAGAGGCGAGGCUGAGCUCACAAGGAUGUUCUCCAUCAGUAGCGAAGAUGACGAGUUCGACCGCCAAAGCGUGACGUCUGGUACAUCGUGUAUGAGCAUGCGCGACAAGGAGAUGGUGCUGACCGAUACUAUCCUGCACUGGCGCGCGCUACCGCUGAGCCUGACCUUCCGUACGUGGCUCAAGUACACACGUCAGCGGAAGUUACUGCGCGAGCUGUUGUUCUACUUCCGGGAGAAGCGGCGGAUGGAGCAUCUGGCGCACGCAUUAUGCACGUGGAGACGUGAACUCUACAUUAAGGUCGCGGCCAGACAGUAUCUGCGUGACGGUACUCGCCAGCGGUGCUUGAGGGCCUGGCACGAGUACGUGCAGACACGACGCAUGAAGGAGGAUCGUCACGUGACCGCCCAACAGCAGUCUCGUACCAGGCUUCUGCGGCUAAGCUUCCGCGUGUGGAAAGACAAGUACACGGCUAAGAGACGGUUACAGUCAAUUGUCGGUCAGUGGCAGAAGAAAGCGAUCGUUGAAGAGAAGUACAAGAGCAUCCAGGAUAAGGUGCAGGCCAGCCACGAGGCGAGGGUGGUGAGAGCGAGAUUCCAGUACUGGCUCAAGGUGACCAGGAAAAGCCAGGAAGCUAGAAGGUUCUACCUGGACUCCCUCCUGCCCAAGUUUUUUGUCACGUGGCAUGCGUAUGCAUCAGAAAGGUCGACAAGAAGACGCCAGGCGACUAGCUUCCGCGACUCUUCCCUUACUCGCACGGCGUUUAAGGAGUGGCUGCGUCGCUUCGAGGCAGUGAAAAAGACCGAACAGUAUAUCGAGGUAAAGGCGACUAAUACGUGUGUUGAGAUUCUACAAGUUUGGCACGAUUGGGCGCACGGGGUAAGCACUCGACGAGCGCAGUGGCGUGCUUAUCGGCGAUCGCUAGAAAUCAAGCAGAUGCGAGAGAUCUUCAGCUUGUGGCUCAGCGGUGCGCAACAGCUCCAGGCGGCGCAACGUAUUCACGAGCAGGCCAUAACCAAAAGGGUGUUCCUUUCAUGGAGAAAUGAAGCUCGCUCUCGACUUCAGAACAAGUUCAACGCUAAGGAAUUCAGCAUCCAGUGUUCGCAAAACUUGCUCGCACGAUCGUUCCAGUUCUGGAAGCGAUUAUAUACACAUCGUCAAAAAGCUGUGGCGCACGCGGCCGCGCGAGAUCUGGAGACCAUGCGGUCAUGCUACCGUGACUGGCGUGACUUUGCGUUAGAGUGCCGCGCGGAGAAGCAUUACAUUAACAACGUCAUCAAGUCGGUCUAUUUCCGAUGGUACGAUACGUACGUUUCUCGAAAAAAGGCGCGCAGUUUGAUCCAAUCAUGGAAGGUGAUCACUCAAGAUUCCAAGAAUCUUAACAGUAAGGCAAUGGAGGUCUGUCAGCAGUCAGAGAGAAAGCUUCUCCACCGGGCCUUCAUGCUCUGGGUCCAGGAGGCGCACAAGCUCGAGAAAGCCAAGGCGCACAGCAGCACUAUCGCCAUGAGGUGUGCCCUGAUCGCUUGGCAUCAGCUGGCAUCCACUAAGGCGCGGUGCAAGCGUGUACUGGCCGAGCGCCAAGAGGAACGCAGCAAGGAACUGAUUUCCCGUUCGUUCAAGUUGUGGAAAGACAGCUUUCACACGGCUUUACAUAACCUUAAGUUGCUGGAUGAGCACACGGAGCGGAAAAAUCAGCAAACACUGGUCGCCUGUAUGCUGCAGUGGAGGAAGCACACUUUGAAAUGCCGCUCCGGGAAGCACUACCAAGCACGGCUCGUCAUCAAGAGCUUUAUGCUAUGGAAAGAUCGCCUCGUACAAAAGAAAGGCCUGCAGGAUAUUGUACAGCGGAUGUUCGUACGACGCACGCGCCAGGCUGCAAUCCAUUGGAUGCAAUGGACAAAACGGUCUCAGCGUCAGCAGCAAGAGGCUGGAGAGUUUGAGGCUCACGUGAUGCGGUUACGUGUUGAGCGCAGUUUCCGGUACUGGAAGACAUCGACGGAACACUCACUCAGGGCGCGACGACAUCUAGACCAGAUCGUGCUUGCCAGGGGGUUCAUUGCGUGGAGAAAAACCGUUAAGAUCAGAGUUGAUGAGCGAAAAAAGAUAGAGAAGUUUAGAAGCGAAGUCAUGCAGCGGAAGGUAUCCCGGAUGUUCAAUGAAUGGAAAACAGCGCUGACAGCAGCUCAGGGAUACAACAAGCUGGUCAGCGGUCAACUGAAAAAACAUCACCAGCGGAUGCUCGCAGGGGCCAUGCGUGAAUGGAGGCGCGAGACACUGUGCAGCCGCGCAGAAAAGCACUACAGAACCAUGCUUACAGCUAGGUUUUUCUUGGACUGGAAGACUGUUUACGAUGAUCGUCUAGAGGAAAAAAAGCUAGAAACGGAGAAAGGCACAGUCGCUGAUCUUCAUUACCGUCAGCAUCUCUGUAAGGUGUGUUUUCGCGCGUGGAUGCACGACGCUCGCAUGGAGAAGUAUUUGGAGAUGAAACAGCAGCGAUUGGUGCAAAACCAUUUUGACAUGUGGAAAAAGAAGAGCAACUUGAAAGCCAUCGCAAGCGAGCUGGGUGACCACCGGUUGUAUCACAAAUACUGGAGCAAGUGGCGCCAUCAGCUAGUGCGCAAGCGCGUCUCCGAACUGAUGAUGAAACACGAGGAGAAGAAACUCCUUUCCGAGGUGUUCGGUUCCUGGCUUCGUCUCACCACGAUUAGGCGCCGAUUACUUCACGAGUGGAACCUUGCACAGGUCGAGAAGUGGUUCCGGCUCUGGAUGAAGAAAUACAACGAGUCAUGACUGUGAUAGUUAACGAGCUUUCAGCAGUAUUCUGGCGAUGAGCCCAGAUUUGACGCGAAGUAAUUGCAUGGAUCACCUUGUCAAAGAAAUGUUUAAUUACGUCGGUAGCCAGUAUUUCUACUGUCAUAUUGAUGAUAUCAGAGCAUGCUGUAAUGUGUUAUCUCAUUACAAUAUUCCCUGAGAGAAGCUCAGGAUAUCUUUUGCCAAAGACCAGCGCCUAUUUUUAUUGAAAGAUCCAGGGUUAAAGUUAUUGUUUUAGUCUACUUUUUAAUUUUAAAAAUUCUUAUAAUUACGGAGAUUGUAAUUAUCCGUGCUUAACAAUAGAAUAGACCUUUUAAAUGUUCGAAUUUUAAAAUGUUCGUCGAGCUCGGGAAGUCUGCCAUACUAUAAUUCCGGGUAUGAUUUCGAUUAUAGGCAGUUUUAAAUAUCCAUAUUAUUUGUAUAUAGUAAUUUAACGUUCAUACGCGUGACGCUAUCUACACAAAUCUUUCGCUGAUUAUAUUUUCUACCCAAUGGAAUUAAAUUAUAUCUGACUUUUUUAA